CCAGAAGACGUGAAGAAUUUGUUUGAUGAGUACUCAGAUGAUGGCUAUAUGACAUUAGACCAUCUAGUCACCUUUCUGAAGGAGGUCCAAGGAGAAGAGUACGCUCGAAAGGAAGAUGCUCAGGCCAUAUUUGAGAGUCUUAAGCAUCUCAAGAUCUUUCACAGAAAUGGCCUACAUUUGGAUGCCUUCUUCAGAUAUCUCCUUGGUGAUCUCAAUCAUGCUCACACUCCAAUGAUACACCAUGACAUGAAUGCUCCAUUGGCACAUUAUUACUUAUUCACAGGCCACAACUCCUACUUAACAGGGAACCAACUCAGCAGCGAUAGCAGCGUUGUUCCCAUCACAAAGGCACUAAGACGUGGUGUUAGAGUAAUUGAACUGGAUUUGUGGCCUAAUUCCGCAAAAAACGACGUGGAAGUUUGCCAUGGAGGGACUCUGACUAGUCCAGUGGCACUCAAGGAUUGUUUGCGUGCUAUUAAGGACAAUGCGUUUGUUGCUUCUGAGUAUCCUGUCGUUAUAACUUUUGAGGACCACCUCACUCCAACUCUUCAAGCUAAAGUGGCCAAGAUGGUGACUAAGACGUUUGGAAAUAUGCUAUAUUGCCCACUAUCGGACUAUUUAGUGGACUUCCCGUCACCUGAAAUAUUGAAGAAAAGGGUUCUUAUUUCAACCAAGCCACCAGAGUAUCGUGAAUCUCAACACGGCAGCACUAGAAAGAAGAAAGAAAACCUUAAAGAUCAUUCAAAAGAUGACGAAGAAGAUUCGCCAAAUGAGGCACCUGAUGAUCAGCAGGACAGUGAUGACAAUGAUCGAGAGGAAGACGAUGAUGAGGACGAAGACGAUGAACACGAUGUUCCAGAAUACAAGCAGUUAAUCGCCAUUCACGCAGGGAAGCCCAAAGGUGAGUUUCAAAAGUGGUUGGCCGAUGCUGUUAAGGUCAGACGCCUGAGUUUGAGUGAGCAACAGCUUGAGAAUGCCGCCAAGACUAACGGAACUCAUAUGGUCAGGUUUACUCAGAGGAAUUUUCUCAGAAUAUAUCCUAAGGGUAUGCGUUUGGACUCCUCUAAUUAUAACCCUAUGCUUGGAUGGAUGCAUGGAGCUCAGAUGGUUGCAUUCAACAUGCAGGGACACGGGAAGUACCUUUGGAUCAUGCAAGGAAUGUUCAGAUCAAACGGCGGGUGUGGUUAUGUCAAAAAGCCAGACUUUUUACUCAAUGUUGGUCCAGAGAAUGAGGUUUUUGAUCCUAAAGAAAUCUUACCAGUUAAGAAAACUCUACAGGUAAAGGUAUAUAUGGGUGAAGGGUGGCAUUCAGAUUUCCGCCACACUCACUUUGAUCGAUUCUCUCCUCCUGAUUUUUUUGUAAAGGUUGGAAUAGCCGGAGUGCCACGUGAUUCGAAGAUGAGGAAAACGAAGGCAGUUGAGGAUGAGUGGACUCCAGUGUGGAACGAGGAAUUCGAGUUCCCACUCACAAUUCCUGAAUUGGCUUUGCUGCGCGUCGAAGCGCUAGAAUAUGACACUUCUGGAAACUCAGACUUCGGCGGCCAAACUUGUCUUCCAAUAUCAGAGCUCAAGACUGGUAUCCGAUCUGUUCCUCUAAACGACCGUAAGGGAGAUAAAUAUAAAAAUGUAAGACUUUUAAUGAGUUUUCAAUUUGUUUAAACCUGUAUUAUCAUAAUGUUGUUUAUCCUCCCUUUAUAA
Molecule: messenger RNA, 1698 nt
Organism: Morus notabilis
Lineage: Eukaryota; Viridiplantae; Streptophyta; Magnoliopsida; Rosales; Moraceae
Product: phosphoinositide phospholipase C 2
Exons: 9
Coding region: 49-1659 (536 amino acids)
Biological process (GO): lipid metabolic process; phosphatidylinositol-mediated signaling
Molecular function (GO): phosphatidylinositol-4,5-bisphosphate phospholipase C activity
Source: RefSeq, a predicted model, not a curated record